Molecule: messenger RNA, 1269 nt
Organism: Zalophus californianus (California sea lion)
Lineage: Eukaryota; Metazoa; Chordata; Mammalia; Carnivora; Otariidae
Gene: SNRPN
Product: small nuclear ribonucleoprotein polypeptide N
Exons: 7
Coding region: 161-859 (232 amino acids)
Biological process (GO): mRNA splicing, via spliceosome
Cellular component (GO): cytoplasm; U1 snRNP; catalytic step 2 spliceosome
Molecular function (GO): RNA binding
Source: RefSeq, a predicted model, not a curated record
CAAGGCGAUCUCAGCAGCAGCAAAUACCUGUGGUGGAUUUCCAGGCGGAACUGAGACAGGCAUUCUUAGCUGAGACACCAAGAGGUGGUUAAAGCAGUAUUGGAACAUCCAGGUAGCUGAUUUCCAAGUGAAAAAACAGACUGUGGGAAAGAGCAGCAAGAUGCUGCAGCACAUUGACUAUAGAAUGAGAUGUAUCUUGCAAGAUGGCCGAAUCUUCAUUGGCACCUUUAAGGCUUUUGACAAGCAUAUGAACUUGAUCCUCUGUGAUUGUGAUGAAUUCAGAAAGAUCAAGCCAAAGAAUGCGAAGCAGCCAGAGCGUGAAGAAAAGCGGGUUUUGGGUCUGGUGUUACUACGUGGGGAGAACUUGGUUUCCAUGACUGUGGAAGGACCACCCCCCAAAGAUACUGGCAUUGCUCGGGUACCACUUGCUGGAGCUGCAGGAGGUCCUGGGGUUGGCAGGGCAGCUGGCAGAGGAGUGCCAGCUGGUGUUCCAAUUCCCCAAGCUCCUGCUGGAUUAGCAGGCCCUGUCCGAGGGGUUGGGGGGCCAUCCCAACAGGUAAUGACUCCACAGGGAAGAGGCACUGUAGCGGCUGCUGCAGUUGCUGCCACUGCCAGCAUUGCUGGAGCCCCAACUCAGUACCCACCAGGACGGGGGACCCCACCCACUCCUGUGGGCCGAGCAACACCACCUCCCGGCAUUAUGGCUCCUCCACCUGGUAUGAGACCACCCAUGGGCCCACCAAUUGGGCUUCCCCCUGCUCGAGGGACGCCAAUAGGCAUGCCCCCUCCAGGAAUGAGACCCCCUCCACCAGGAAUUAGAGGUCCACCUCCCCCAGGAAUGCGUCCACCAAGACCCUAGGAUACUGUUGAUCCUUCCUAAGUCACCCUUUUCCCUGCAAUGUGUCUUGUGAAAUUGUGUAGAGUGUUUGUGAGCUAUUGUUUCCUCCUUGCUGCAUUAAUAUUAGCUAAUAAAUGCACAGAGCAAUUAAACUGCGAGGUACUGUUGUAUGUUGUACAAUUUUUUGCCUGUUGAUUUUAUUGAGAUCAAAGUGAAGACUGGGAUUUUCUGGUCUUAAAGUUAUUAUGGACUAGGUGAAUUCUGUUAAACAAUGCAUUUAAAUAAUUUUCUCUUUAAUUCUUAAGAUAAAAUGGUUGUGAUACCUGAUUAAGCUUCCUAACUUUCACUUUGUGCAUUGAGUGGUAUCAGUCCAUAACCUUGACACAAAAGAAAACCCUUAACCAGGGGGUUAAGUGGCUAGGCUAAGCCUC